Ambispora leptoticha is the source of this 1908-nucleotide messenger RNA. Lineage: Eukaryota; Fungi; Glomeromycota; Glomeromycetes; Archaeosporales; Ambisporaceae. The record is from the annotation of a GenBank genome assembly.
AUGUCUCAGCCGUUCAAACCAACUCCCGCUUCACAAAUGGUUGUGGAGGAUACCGCUAAAAUCGCGGAUAAGUCAUGGGAGAUAAUUCAAGAGAAAACCUUUAGAAAAUGGGUGAACAGUAAACUAGCACUGAAGAAUAUAGAGCCCAUAAGAGAUUUGAAUGAGGAUUUUUCCGAUGGUGUUCGACUUAUACAAUUGCUGGAAAUCAUUGGCGAUACUUCUUUUGGAAAAUAUAAUAAAAAGCCAAGAAUGCGUAUUCAGAAAGUGGAGAACGUGAAUAUGGCGUUGGAAUUUAUAAAGCGUCGAGGUGUAUCACUAACGAAUAUCGGGGCUGAAGAUAUUGUUGACAUAAACCUAAAACUUAUUCUUGGUAUGAUAUGGACUAUUAUUUUGAGAUUUACCAUUGCUGAUAUAAGUGAAGAGGGUCUUACAGCUAAAGAAGGUCUUUUGCUAUGGUGUCAGCGAAAAACCGCGCCUUAUUCUGAAGUAAAUGUAGUCGAUUUCACUUAUAGUUGGUCUGAUGGACUGGCGUUUUGUGCAUUAAUUCAUCGUCAUCGUCCUGAUUUACUUGAUUAUCAUGCGUUGGAUAAGACAGAUCGACAUCGAAAUACAGCUUUGGCAUUUGAUGUAGCUCAAAAAUAUUUGGAUAUUCCCAAACUUUUGGAUGUUGAAGAUGUUUGUGAUGUUUCCAAACCAGAUGAACGAUCAAUUAUGACAUAUGUAGCGCAAUAUUUUCAUGCAUUUUCCGAAUUAGAUAAAGUAGAAACUGCUGGUAGAAGAGUGGCUAAAUUUGCUGAGGUGAUGCAAUCAGUAUGGGACAUGAAACAUGAUUAUGAAAGACAAGUCAAACAGUUAAUGCAAAAUGUAAGAGAUAAAAAAGCAAUAUGGAGUAAUGCACGCUUUGAUGGAACAUAUGCUGAUGCGAAAAGACAAUACGCAGAAUUUAUAAAAUACAAAAGCAGUGAAAAACGAUCUUGGGUGGCUGCUAAACGUGAUUUGGAUGCUUUACUAGGGAAUGUACAAACCAAACUUAAAACUUAUGGAUUACAGCCAUAUCAGCCACCUGCGGGUCUAACAUUGGCAGACUUGGAUAAAGUGUGGCAAGAAUUGUUGGAUGCUGAAGGACGAAGAUAUAAAUCAAUUAAUGAUAAAAUCAAAGAUAUAAAAGAGAAUCUAAGAAAAUCUUUUGCCAACUCUGCAAACAAUUUCAUUAAAAGUUUGGACUCGAUAUCUUACGGACUUGCAAAUUUAGAUGGAGAACUAGAUGCACAAUUACAAACAGUAAAGAGUCUAUCAGCAAAAUUAAAACCGCUAGAACAAUCACUGAAACAUAUCCAAGAAUUAGACGCGCAAUGUCGAGAAGCAAAUAUUGAAGAAAAUGAUUACACAGUAUUCUCGGUCGAUGAUUUACAUUUUGAGUUGGGAUUAGUGCAACAAGCUGUCACCAAGAAAACCUCAUUUAUUGAGAAUCAAAUUGUUUCAAGAAAUAUGACAAAUUUGACUCCCGGACAACUUGAAGAAUUUGAAAGUACUUUUCGGCAUUUCGACAAAGAUUCCUCGAAUACUCUUAAUUUGUUUGAAUUCAGUGCCGCAUUAGCUAGCUUGGGCAUUUUUUAUCGAGACGAAGAAUUAGAAGCUGCAUUUAAACAAUUAUCACAAGGCAGUGAAGAGGCAUCAUUUGAACAGUUUAUCCUAUACAUGGUAAACGUGACCGAAGACAAGACAACGCCGGAACAACUACGGCAAUCAUUCAAAGCGGUAGCCGGUGAUAAACCAUACGUCACAGAACUUGAUCUAAAAAGAUCGAUGGUACCUGCUAAUGUAGUCAGUUAUUUAAAAGAAUGGAUGCCAUCAAAGGACGAUGGAUAUGACUAUUCAAAAUAUCUGGAUCACGUUUUUAAGCGUUAG